AACCCAUUCCCAAAUUGCAAAACCGCAUUCUGAAACAAGUUCUUACUGGAACGGCUACUGCAACGUCGGCAACGUCACUGCUUCUUUCGCCCUCCGCCGCCACCACUUGCAUCACCACCGUUGUAUCGUUUCAAUUCAGUUUCCAUUAAUUUCAAGCUUUAUUCUGUUGUCAUUAAAGAAGGGCACAGUCUGAAGAUGAAUACUCUGAGCCAGCAAAACAAAAGAAUGGAAGACGGAGAGGAUGAAACCAAUAGAGGUGAUUCAACAAUGUUGGAAAGUGAUGUCAUUGAUCUGCCUUUGGCCAAAAGUAAUGAUGAUCAACAUUUGGUCAAAAACAAUAUAAGUGAAGAUGGCGAGCAAGGCAAAAAGAAAAAGAAGAAGAAACUAAGUGAAGAAAGAAAGCAUAAUGAGUAUAACCAGUUCAAAAGGGACGAAUUUGAAGAUGGUGAUGAUGGAACGGAAAUGAAAAAGAAACGGAUGCUAAUUGAAGAUGGAGAGCAGUGCAAGAAGUUAAAGAAAAAGAAAAAGAAACUGAGUGAAGAAAGCAAACAAAAUGAUUCUAAGGAGGUCGAAAGCAAUGAAUGUGAAGAUGAUGACCAAGGAAAGAAGAUGAAAAAGAAGAAUCUAAUUGAAGGAAACACACUUAAUGUACGUAAUGACUUUAGCAGCAAUGAAGGUGAAGAUGGUGAGCAGGUCAAGAAGUUAAAGAAAAAGCAGAAGAAUAGGAGUGAAGAAAGCAAACAAAAGGAUUAUAAGGAGGACAAAAGCAAUGAAUCUGAUGACAAAGGAAAGAAGAUGAAAAAGCAGCAGAAAGUAAUUGAAGGAAACACACUUAAUGAGCGUAAUGACUUUAGCAGCAAUGGAGGUGAAGAUGGAGAGCAGGCCAAGAAGUUAAAGAAAAAGAAGAAGAAACUGAGUGAAGAAAGCGAACAAAAGGAUUAUAAGGAGGACAAAAGCAAUGAAUCUGAACAUGAUGACCAAGGAAAGAAGAUGAAAAAGCAGCAGAAACUAAUUGAAGGAAACACACUUAAUGAGCGUAAUGACUUUAGCAGCAAUGAAGGUGAAGAUGGAGAGCAGGCCAAGAAGUUAAAGAAACAGAAGAAGAAACUGAGUGAAGAAAGCGAACAUGAGGAUUAUAACAAGGUCAAAAGCAAUGAACGUGAAGAUGAUGACCAUGAAAAGAAAGUGAAAAAGAAGAAGAAACUGAUUGAGGGAGGCAGACUUGAGGAGUGUAAUGACGUAAUAAGCAAUGGAGAUGGUGACCAAGGAAAGACGACAAAGAAGAAGAAUAAACCAAGUCACAAAAGAAAAAGUAAGAAGGACAAUGAUUUUAAUAGCAAUCAAGGUGAAGUUAAUGAUCAAGGCAAAACGAUGAAGAAAAAAAGGGAAGCAAAGGCAGUUACAAAUGAUGAAUCUCCUAACUCUGCACAUAAUGGAACAUCUAAACGCAAACGGGUAACUUUUUCCAAUCAAGUGGAGACGUUUUGUUGUGAUGGUUUAGUGCGUGGGAAACGUUUUACACCCGAAGAAGAUGAGAAAAUUAAAGCCGCUGUUUAUGACUAUAUAGAUUCUCAUUGUUUGGGAGAUGAAGGUGUAGAUAUGAUUCUUCAUAGCCAAUCCUACCCUUCAAUUAGAGGUUGUUGGAAGGCUAUUGCACAAGCCCUACCUCAUAGGCCUCUGGAUAGUGUGUCUAAACGCGGUCAUGUUUUGUUUGAAAACAAUGUGGAAUUUGAGUGGACACCUGAUGAGCGUGAAUUUGUACGAAAGGCCUACGAGCAACAUGGGCCUGAUUGGAGGGCAAUAGCUGAUGCUUUGGGUAAAAGUCGAAAUCAGGUAAAAGAUUUGUGGCGCAGAUUAAAGUGUACUGGGAGAAAGACAGGACCUUGGUCCCAGGAGGAGUAUCAAACUUUAUUUAAUUUAGUAAACCUCGAUCUCCGUACGAGGGCUUUAGAGCCUUAUAGAAAAUCCCAACAUGGUAUGUUGCGAGAUAAUAUUUGUUGGGAAGCAAUUAGUCAGAAGUUGAAAACCCGAGACAGUGCAAUUUGCUGCAUGAAGUGGUAUGGACAGUUAAUAUCACCAAUGACUGCUACUGGUGAAUGGUUAGAUUCUGAUGACUUCCGCUUGAUAGAUGCUUUAUAUGCUUUGGAUGCUUGCAGCAUGGAAGAGGUAGACUGGGACAAUCUAAUUGAGUAUAGGUCUGGUGAUGUAUGCAGACAACGAUGGGAUCAUAUGGUCCAACAUAUUGGCGAUCGAGCAGGGAAGUCAUUUAUUGAGCAGGUUGAAAUUCUUGCGAAGAGAUUCUGUCCAGACUUAUUGGAAGCAAGAGUGGCUUUUGACAACAAACCUGUGGUUUGUUGAGGUUUCUAACCUCUCUACCAUGGUUCACCUUGGGGUGAAAUAAUUUUAUCAAACCAGAAUGUAUUAUGCCAUGAUGUGUACGGUGUUUUUUGUGGGAUCAUCAAUGCUUUUCUGCUGUAUUUCAGAAAAUAGACUUAGUAUUGGAUUUUGAGGGUGAUAUAGUAGUGCUUUCUUGUGAUAAAAAUUUGACCCUUGUUCUUUUGUUCCUAUUUAAUGUAAGUUAAACUUUAUUUGUAAGUGUUUGUUUUGAUUA
Messenger RNA from Lathyrus oleraceus (garden pea), 2611 nucleotides. Its product is annotated as RNA polymerase I termination factor. Lineage: Eukaryota; Viridiplantae; Streptophyta; Magnoliopsida; Fabales; Fabaceae. The transcript has 2 exons. Bases 196 to 2358 code for a protein of 720 amino acids. The record is from RefSeq and is a predicted model, not a curated record.